Molecule: messenger RNA, 1090 nt
Organism: Phragmites australis (common reed)
Lineage: Eukaryota; Viridiplantae; Streptophyta; Magnoliopsida; Poales; Poaceae
Product: aquaporin TIP4-3
Exons: 3
Coding region: 211-957 (248 amino acids)
Biological process (GO): water transport; transmembrane transport
Cellular component (GO): membrane
Molecular function (GO): water channel activity
Source: RefSeq, a predicted model, not a curated record
AACUUCUUUCCAGAAAGUAAUUCAGUGCACUGAGAAAUGUAAUUGGGACGCACGACUAUAAACUUUUUGACUUGUGAGAUCCCGGUACGAAAGCACAGGCACAGGCACGACUCUAUAUAUAUAAUGCUAGCUGCUUUCUUCCACGAACGAAUUGAACAGCUUCAGUGACAGUGUGUCAGCAGAGAUCGUUCGCCUCCUGCUCAUCGAUACAUGACUUUCGGUAUGGCGAAGCUGGAGCUGGGCCACCGCGGCGAGGCGUCGGAACCGGACUUCCUCCGGGGCGUGCUCGGCGAGCUCGUCCUCACCUUCCUCUUCGUCUUCAUCGGCGUCGGUGCCGCCAUCAGCGCCGGGAAGACCAACGGGGGAGGCGAGCUGACGGCGGUGGCGCUGGGGCAGGCGCUGGUGGUGGCGGUUAUUGCAACGGCCGGGUUCCACAUCUCCGGCGGUCACGUCAACCCGGCCGUCACGCUCUCGCUCGCCGUCGGCGGCCACAUCACCCUGUUCCGGUCAGCCCUGUACAUCGUCGCCCAGCUGCUCGGUUCCUCCGUGGCCUGUAUCCUGCUCAGAUACCUCACCGGUGGAUUGGCCACUCCGGUGCACACGCUGGCGGAGGGCGUGGGCCCCAUCCAGGGCUUGGUCGCGGAGACCAUCUUCACCUUCAGCCUGCUGUUCGUCAUCUACGCGACCAUCCUUGACCCCAGGAAGCUGGCGCCGGGGAUCGGCCCGCUUCUCACCGGCCUCCUCGUCGGCGCCAACACCAUCGCCGGCGCCGCCCUGUCCGGCGCGUCCAUGAACCCGGCGCGGUCGUUCGGGCCGGCGCUGGCCACCGGCGUCUGGACGCACCACUGGGUGUACUGGGUCGGGCCGCUGGCCGGCGGGCCCCUCGCCGUGGUGGUCUACGAGUGCGUCUUCAUGGCUGCCGCCGGCACCCACCAGCUGCUGCCCCAGCAGGAGUGAGCGUGGCAUAUGUGAGUGUAAGGAAGUUUUGGGUGUGGCUCGUCUUCCUGUAGUACAGGCCGGCUUUAAUUUGGACAGCGUGCAUGCACGAGCUUUGGUUUCUUGUAUCACGCGUCGUCUCGUGUGUUCUUUC